CUUACGCUCACGCACGCUCUGGAUUUUCCUUCUCCUACAAACAUCACCUUCACCACCACCUAUUUUUCUCUCUUCUCUCUGAAAACCCUAACUCCUUCAUAUCUCCCUCGCCGUUCACUCUCUCUCCUCUUUCUCUCUCUACCUUCUCAACAGGAUCAGGAAUCAGAACGGUGGAAUCAUGGAAGAAGAUUUUGGAUUUGAAUUGAAUUUCCUCUUCUCCGCGUGGAGGGUUCGUGGCAUGGCAUCUGAACAAGGAACCACGUUUGGUAGCUUCUUCUAGGGUUUGUUGAGAAUCUUGUAAUUCUAGGGUUUUCAGAAUCUUCAAUUGAUUGCAGAUGUGGAAUUUGGUUUGUGAGUUAGAUCGGGAAACAAAUAGAAGUUUGAUCAUUGCCCUGAUAGCUUGAUUUGUAAAUAGGUUUGAGAUUUGAUUGAUGUGAAGAUUUGUUCAUUGUUGUUUUUUCUGAGAAUUGGAUUGGAUUUAGUAGAGGAGCAUGGAGAACGUUUGUGAUGUCAAUCACUUGGAUGCUGAUGUUCUUUUACCUCCUCGGAAGCGCCUUCUAGCUGGAUUGAAGAAACAGAGCUCUCCUGGUGGGGGUGGUGCUGCUGCUGCAUCAUCUCCACCAAUAGUUGGGGGUUCUGAGGCUGGUUCGUCUUCGUCUUCCACGUUUUCGAGUGAAUUUGAAUCUCGGCUUAAGAAUUUGUUGACUUCCCAUGCCAACAACCCUAACCUUACACCUGAGGGGGUUGUGGCGAUCUCGAAAGUGGCAGCACAGACUGCAAGUAAAGCUGCACUGGUUGCAAGGGCUGCAGCUGAAGAAAAGGCUGAGAUAGCAGCAAAGGCGAUUGCUGCGGCCAAGAGUGCUUUAGAUUUGGUUGCUUCUUUCUCUGAAGAGGCAGGUAGCAAGGAAAGGAAUCUGAAAAAGAACAAGCUGAAGAAGCAUAUCCCAGUUCAGCAAUUGUACAAAAAAUACCAACCGGUUGAAAAUUGUGGGACAACAGAUGAAGAAUUGGCCCGAAAGCUUCAUCGAGCCAUCAACAGUUCUCCGAGAAUCUCAAAGACUUCCCCAAAUUCUAACUCUAAAGGAAGUAAACACAAGAAGCCUAGAACCUCUUCAAGUGUUGAAGUAACUGAGGUUUCUGAUGCUGGUAGACAAGAUCGCUUAUCUUUGAACAAUGGGAAUGCAUUGGGGGGUAAGAUUGAUUCUGAAGGCUCCAUACAUGAAGUGAGCUCAAGUAAGGGAAUCAAGUAUGAUAGGUCAACCCAAAUGGAGAUAGAUAAUGGGGAAGCUGAGUCAAGCCGGACAAAGGAGAAAAACUCUGAAGAUUUCUCUUCCAUUGGUAAGAAGAGAGGAAGGGUGAAGCUUAAAAAGUUGCCCUUGAGCAUUUGCACCUCCAAAGAUAAGGCAUACCCAAAGGAAGGUGGUGUAAGGGCUAGAAAUUCGCCCUUAACUGAAGUGAAUGCAGGGAAUCAUCCUUUUGGUAAUAGACCUUCUUUUCCGGCGGAGCCACCAUCCGCUGAUAGAUUGAAGGCAAUUGAGGCUACAUCAAUGUGCAAAUGCCAGGAGUUCAAGGUUCCUGCUAUUAUCAAACAGAAUAAAGCUGUGCAAUCAUGAUAUUCAAAUUAAAUUGGGGUAUGACUGGAUAAGUGGAUGCCAAUACUGCUGUGAUAGAAGUUGAUAGCUGAGGUAGAAAUCAUCAAGCUUUUUUUACAUAUAUGGUCUUUAUGGUUUUUGUUCAUCUUUGGUUUUGUAAUGGAUUUGCACUGACUCAAUGUAAAUUUAGAUUUUUUAGUUUCCUCUUAUUACUUAUUUCAGUCAAAAGUUGUGUGUAAGGUUAUUUGACAGCAAAGCUUGGGUUUAGAUACGAGGAUAUGAGGAAUUGAAGAACAGCUUUUCCAUUGUGCUGCUCAUUCCAUCACACAUUUGUAUUGAGAAUAAAAGGAGAAAACAUGUUGGUCAUUUAUGGA
Messenger RNA from Lotus japonicus, 1966 nucleotides. RefSeq lists its product as uncharacterized. The record is from RefSeq and is a predicted model, not a curated record. The transcript has 2 exons. Bases 492 to 1613 code for a protein of 373 amino acids. Lineage: Eukaryota; Viridiplantae; Streptophyta; Magnoliopsida; Fabales; Fabaceae.